AUGGGUUUCUUUGAGAAAGAAAAUCUAUCAAAAACGCCUAUUCCAAUUAAUCCUUAUUGGGGUGAUUUAAUUACAAAGUAUACCUUUAAUCAUGAUACAGAAGACUUACAUGAGAGCGUGCAUAAAAUUAAAGAAUUAAUUGAUAAUCCCGAGGCAACUUGGGAGCGACAAUGUCAAUAUUUAAAAGGCAUUCGCAAAUGCUUAUCAUUGGUAAAAGAAAAAUCUUUGCCUUCGAAAAAAACUAAACGGGUGACAAAUUUAACGAGUUCCCCAUUGCCUUCUCAUUACUUACGACAAUUAAAAGAAAUCGUUGAACCAAUAAUAUUCGAAGUAUAUUUUGUUUCUUCAGAACAAAUAACAAAAAGGCAUUGCAUUCCAAUAUUAGAAUCAUGUCAUAUGGUUUCUUCAACACAAGUACCUGAUGGAAACAAUGGGAAUAAUGGGGAUGUAACGUUUAUUAAAGAAUAUUCAAAAUAUAUUACAAAUCAAUAUUACACAACGCAAUCGUUUAAUCAGAAGGCAAUGACAGUUUACUUGACAUUGGAGUUUCCAAUAGGAUUUUCGGUUGUCAGAGAAAGUUUAUUUCAUACUAUUUACUUCUUUGUAGAUUGUUUGAUGCAGAUUAUUCAAUAUGUUAGCGUGGAAGCGAGUGAACAAAACAAGUCAACAUCAUUAAAUGGAUGUACUUCAAUUAAAUUUUCACAAUAUAUGAAUGAUGCUCUACAAGUAACAAAAAUACUGGUAACCUUAUUAUCUAGAUUUAAUGAAAAUUUGAGACCAAAAUUCGAAAGUUUCAUAGAAAGAUCUGAAAACUAUGAUAACUCAGAUGUUUUGAAAACUAAAUUUAUCAUUUAUAACUUAUUUAAAGGAAGUUUGAUUAUAUGUUCUAAUAACCUUUAUGUAAAAGAUGUUAGACAAUUGGCUGGGAUGAUGUUAGCUGCAACAUUUAAUCUAUCAGGAUCACCAAGCUUUGUGAGUGAGCAAAUAUUGGAGUUCUAUAAAAUUCCUUAUUCACCCGGGAAUUAUUUCUUAAAACGAUGGGAAAUUCAAGUAUCUAAUUCAUUGAUAGGGGAAUUGGGAUGGACUGGUGAGGAACCUUUAAUGUUGAGUGUGAGUCGAGGCUUUUUAUCUAAUUUAUCAAGAGAAACAUUAAUGCAUCCAAUAUCCUGGAAUAACAAGACAGCAACUUCUGCUUUAAGCAUAAUAUAUUUUUGUGAUAAUGCACUUAAUUCUCAGACAAAAGUCUUAGCCUUUGAGACAAUUGGUAUUUGGCUUCAAACAACAGAAAAUAUAUUAAAGGACUCUGAUGUCAAUUUUCGGCAUAUAACAGAAAUUACAUCAAUAAUAAGUUUAAAUAUUUUAGAAAAAUUAAUUUCUUUCGUUUGGAUUAAUUGGGAUGAUCCCGUUGAUGCUAUUCAAUAUAAGUGUUAUCACGAAAAUUCCGUUGAAUUAUAUAAACAAUUUCAAAUGGAUUUAAUAAAAAAUUUACUUUCAAUGGAUCCAUAUCGCAAAAUAAAGUAUGCACUAUUAAUCUUGUUGCUUCCUAAGAUUGAGUCAAAAAUCAUUCUAGAAAUGCAGAAUGAUUUUGUUAGUUGCACAUUGGAAGUACUUCACAAUUUUACGAUUGCCCCUAGAGCUUCGCAACUUUUACUUCUGUUCUUUGAACAAUCUUUAAAGGAAAUUUUGAAAUCAUCUGUUCAUUGUUAUGAUAGAAUAAUUGAUGAACAACGUCUUUCAUCAUAUGACGGCACCUUGAGAAAGAAUAUAGGAGAAUUCAUUUUAAAAACGGUGUUUAAAUUUGAAUCUAUAUCUUUCUGGCGAAUAUUGUCUAUAUUACAAAAUGAUAAUAUUUCUGAUGGCUUUAUUAAAGAUCAUCGAUAUAAAUUACAUGCUUUAAUAAUGGUGAUUAAAAUCGCCAAGUCUUUAGAUUUAAUAAGCGGAAGCAUGUUUAUUGAAGUAGAUUCUUCUGGAGAUGAAGAUGUUAAAAAGAUUCAUUUGCAACAUCUUCGUGAUGCAAUAAAUCAUUUCGAUUCAAAUAUUCGUAUUGAUUUGUUUGGACUUAUUUGUGAAUCAAAAAGGUCAACAACAGAAGUAACUUCAAUCGAAUUUUCACUUCUUAAAACCUUUUUAAAAAUUGCACAAGCCAAUUCUGAUGCUAUCAUACUUAAGGGAAAGAUAGAAAAUGCUCAAGAAUUUUUAAAUUGGCUUAUUGAAUUAUUGUCUGCUUCAUUAUUCCCUGGUGCAUCAUUUCAGCGGGUAUCAAGUGCAUUAAAUUUAUUUGUUUUAUUAAUAAAAAUAUUUGGUAUCGAAGACACACCUCUUCCUAAAGGAUUUGUGGAGAAACAUAAUAGUUCAAAUUUUCCUUUUAGACUUCCGUUAGCAACUCCAAGGAAUUCAAAAUUGAUAUUAUACUGUUUGAUGAAUCGUUUUGACGAAAAUCGAAUUCUUGCUUAUGAAAUAUUAGAAAUGUUUCCUUCUCCAUUACCGGGAAUUAUUUUACUUGAUGAAGUUCAAAGAAUUUUAUUUUGGGCGUUGAAUUCAAUGACAAGUACUAGAGCAGGGGAAAGUGAUAGUGGAGCCAUGAUAUUUAGAAUAAUAUUUUCAAAAUAUGUAGUCAAAUUAAAAUAUGAAUUAAAUGUUGAAGAUGAAUCUAAUAAUUUAUUGUCUGAUUCUGAAGAAAAAGAUCCACCAUCGAUUUUGUUUACAAAAAAAUUAUUAUCACUUUUAAAUAAGCAAAUCAAAAUAGCUUCUGAAAAUCUUUUAUUGGCUUCACAAAAAUAUCCAAUGCAUGGAACAUUCCUUGCAUUACAAUAUAUUUUUCGAGAAUUAGAUCAUAAUUAUGAUAUAAUGAAAUCCAAUUUAAAUGAAUGGCGUCAAAUUUAUGAUCGCACAAUUAAUUUGACUGAAGAAGCUUGCUUAAUUGUAUUAGAAAUUUUAUCUAAUCCAUCACCUGAAGGAAAUGUUCCUGCAUCAUUUCAAGAAAUGGAAGAAAUAAUUGAUGAAUUGAUUUUGAACAUGGAAAGUAAUAAUAAUUAUAGUGAAGAAGGAGGACCCAAACAUCAAGAAGCAAUUUGUGAUAUUGAUCAAAUUCGUAAAGUUGGAGAUUUAUUUCGAACAUUACUGACUUCUAUUAGACAUAGAGGAGCCUUUUCUGCAGUGUACCCAGGUUAUAUUUCCAUAUGUUCACGACUGUUAAAUACCCAACGUACUCAAUUCACUGAAUUACCUAAAAUAUGGCUUAAAGAAAACAUUGAUAGCAUUAAGCUAAAUUCCAUAUCAAUAACACGAAGGAGUGCAGGCUUACCUCUUUGUAUAUUAGCAAUUGUUAGUAGUGAACCUAACAAUCAUAAAGUACUUCUUCCUUGGACCAUGAAAACUUUAUUUGAAAUUGGAUCCGAAGAAGUGCCAUCCAAUGAUAUUGAACAAACUGUUGAUUUACCUCAAGUUCAUGCAUUUAAUAUAUUACGAACAAUAUUUAUGAACGCAAUAUUGGGAAAAGAUAUUUUAUCUUAUGUGUCUGAUGGAUUUGUUCUGGCUAUUAAAGGAUUUUCUUCAUUAAGUUGGGCAAUAAGAAAUUGUUCCGUCAUGUUAUUUUCCGCUUUACUUCAACGAACUUUUGGAACAAAAAAGACCAAAGAUGAGCAUCACUCGAUAAAUAAGUUAACAGGACGUGAAUUCUUUUCAAGAUAUCCCGCAUUACAUAGUUUUUUAUUAGGUGAAUUAAAAGUUGCAGUGGAUCAACUUAUAAAUAAGUUCAAUCGAUCAGAGGUUCACCCUGGUUUAUAUCCUAUUCUUACUUUGUUGUCACGGCUUCAUCCAUCAUUAAUGGAGAGUACAACAGUAUUAAACAUGGUUCCCUUUGUACCUCUUGUCAUGUCAUGUUCAUCUUCACCUAUUUAUAAGACACGAGAAAUGGCAGCUAGAUCAUUGGUUCCAUUAAUAGCAUCACAGGAUCUUAUAAAAACUUGUUCAGAUUUAUCAAAAUCAUGUGAAAUUAGCAAUCAAAACGAACUACAUGGACGUUUAAUGCAAAUAAAAUUUUUAAUGAAUGGUCAUCUCGCAAGUAAUGUUGCAGGAUUUGAUGUGAUGAAAGAACAACUUUUAUGCAAAAAUACCUGUGAAAUAACGCGACAUUUGUUUCUGGAAAUAUUGUAUGAAUUCAUUUUCAAUGCAAAUUGGAUCUCUGGAGAACAAAAUGAAGCUAAUCAGAAAUUCUUGUUAAGAUUAAUGGAGGAACAUUUCGCGAAAAUUCGACAAACAGUAUUUGAUAUUUCAUUUGUCGAACUUUUUGAUAAAAAUUUACAAAGAAUUAAUAAAAAUAAUCUUAGAAUUGGAUCAUAUCUUGUUCGUCAACAAAUGACCAAAGUUAUUAUUAAAUCACUCAUUAAUCAUGAAUCAACUGAAUUUAGUAAUAGAAAAAUUUUGGAAAUAUUGAAUGAAGAAGAAUAUGAAAUACGUUUGGAAGAUUUUUGGAAAAAACUUUAUAAUUAUAUAGAAAGUUCUAAAAGUCUAUCGAUUACUGUAACUGCAUUACCAUUAUUAGAUCUUAAAUCUAUUUGGUUAGAGCAAUGGACCAAAAACAUAGAAAAAAACACAGUGCCAGAAAUUACUCUUACAUUACGUGAAGCAGCAACAAAAUCUUUACAAUUUUUCUGUUGUCAUCUAUUUAAAGACAAAAGAUUUACCGAGAGUUCAGACAUUCAUCACGCAAAAAUAUUAUAUUUAGUUCUUGCACGUCUUGCUCAGGAUGACGAUAUUGACAUCCGUAGAUCAAUAGCUUUGAUGAUUUCAAAAGUCAGUGAAUUAAAGUUUUCGGUUGAUUGCGAUUAUGUACGUGAAUUAUGUUAUAAUCAAAUAAUCAAACAACAUUCAAAUUCAUCACAAAUGUAUUUUGAUUUAUUUAAAAUUCUAUUGGUUAACGAGAAAAUAGACGAAAUUUUCAGAGCUGAGAUUAAUUCAUCUAGAGUGCUUUUUGAAAUAGAAAAUCCAAAUAUUUUUAAAGAAGAUCUAGUGGAUGUUCAAUUGACAUUUAAAAGUUUACAGAAUAUUGCAAUAAAAGAAAAUAUGGGAGAAAAUGUAGAAGAAAAUAUAAAAGCGAAUGAUAUUAUUGAACAAUUCCAUAUGAUUUGUGAAAUAUUAAAAUCUCACGAUAUAAAGGAUAAAAAUAAUGAUCCAGGUCCAUUAGGAUUUACUUCUCAUCCUAAAAUGUUUCUUAUUGUAUUUAAAAUAAUUGCAUCAUUAUUAUUAAUGAAAGGAUUAGUAAGAGAUAAAGCCAAAUUUACUAAAGGUUAA
Molecule: messenger RNA, 5292 nt
Organism: Diversispora eburnea
Lineage: Eukaryota; Fungi; Glomeromycota; Glomeromycetes; Diversisporales; Diversisporaceae
Source: the annotation of a GenBank genome assembly